CCCAUGUUGCGUUUUCCGACCUGUUUCCCGUCCUUCCGGGUGGUGGGAGAGAAGCAGCUGCCGCAGGAGAUAAUUUUCCUGGUCUGGUCACCCAAGCGGGAUCUCAUCGCUUUGGCCAACACGGCGGGCGAGGUUUUACUUCAUCGACUUGCAAGUUUUCAUCGAGUUUGGAGUUUUCCACCCAAUGAAAAUACAGGAAAGGAAGUUACCUGUCUGGCAUGGAGACCAGAUGGCAAACUUUUGGCGUUUGCUCUUGCUGACACCAAGAAAAUUGUUCUGUGCGAUGUAGAGAAACCUGAAAGCUUGCACUCCUUCUCUGUGGAGGCCCCAGUGUCUUGUAUGCAUUGGAUGGAAGUGACUGCAGAAAGCAGUGUUCUAACAUCCUUUUAUAAUGCUGAGGAUGAAUCAAAUCUUCUCUUACCUAAACUGCCCACCCUGCCAAAAAAUUACAGCAACACCUCAAAAAUUUUUAGUGAAGAAAACUCUGAUGAAAUUAUUAAGCUUUUGGGAGACGUCAGGCUUAAUAUUCUUGUCCUCGGAGGAAGCUCUGGAUUUAUUGAGCUUUAUGCAUAUGGAAUGUUCAAAAUUGCUCGAGUCACAGGGAUCGUUGGUACUUGCCUUGCAUUGUGUUUAUCCAGUGAUUUGAAGUCAUUAUCAGUGGUCACAGAGGUUUCUGCUGGCGCUGCUUCAGAGGUCUCAUACUUCCAGCUUGAAACCAAUCUACUGUACUCUUUCUUACCUGAAGUAACUAGGAUGGCUAGAAAGUUUACUCACAUUUCUGCACUUUUACAGUAUAUAAAUUUGUCACUAACAUGUAUGUGUGAAGCAUGGGAAGAAAUACUGAUGCAGAUGGAUUCUCGUCUCACCAAGUUUGUGCAGGAGAAGAGCACAACCACUUCCGUGCAGGAUGAAUUCAUGCACUUGCUGUUAUGGGGGAAAGCAAGUGCUGAACUUCAGACCCUCUUAAUGAACCAGUUAACAGUAAAGGGCUUAAAGAAACUUGGUCAGUCUAUAGAGUCAUCAUAUUCCAGUAUACAAAAAUUGGUUAUAAGUCACUUACAGAGCGGUUCCGAGUCUUUAUUAUACCAUUUGAGUGAACUGAAAGGAAUGGCUUCAUGGAAGCAAAAAUAUGAACCUCUUGGACUAGAUGCUGCAGGAAUUGAAGAUGCUAUUACUGCUGUGGGUUCUUUCAUACUCAAGGCAAAUGAACUUCUUCAAGUUAUAGAUAGUAGUAUGAAAAACUUCAAAGCAUUUUUUCGCUGGCUUUAUGUGGCAAUGUUGAGAAUGACAGAAGACCAUGUGCUUCCAGAGCUGAAUAAGAUGACUCAGAAAGAUAUCACAUUUGUUGCUGAAUUUCUUACUGAACAUUUCAAUGAGGCUCCAGACCUUUAUAAUCGAAAAGGAAAAUACUUCAAUGUUGAAAAAGUUGGUCAGUACUUGAAAGAUGAAGAUGAUGAUCUUGUGUCACCACCUAACACAGAAGGAAACCAGUGGUAUGAUUUUCUUCAAAAUAGCAACCACCUUAAAGAAAGUCCUUUGCUGUUUCCUUAUUAUCCUCGAAAAUCAUUGCAUUUUGUGAAAAGGCGGAUGGAGAACAUUAUUGAUCUGUGCUUGCAAAAACCAGCAGAUGUCAUUGGAAAAUCGAUGAAUCAAGCAAUCUGUAUUCCAUUAUACAGGGAUGCUAGAAGUCAGGACUGUACACGCAGAUUAUUCAAAUUUCCUUUUCUGUGGAAUAAUAAAACCUCAAAUCUACAUUAUCUUCUUUUUACUAUUUUAGAAGAUUCACUUUAUAAAAUGUGCAUUUUAAGGAGACAUACUGAUAUUUCCCAAUCUGUAAGUAAUGGACUAAUUGCUAUUAAAUUUGGGAGCUUCACAUAUGCCACAACUGAAAAAGUGAGACGAAGCGCCUACAGCUGCUUAGAUGCACAGUUCUAUGAUGAUGAGACUGUAACAGUAGUUCUGAAAGACACCGUGGGACGUGAAGGGAGAGAUAGGCUUCUGGUCCAGUUGCCAUUAUCUUCAGUGUAUAAUAGCGAGGAUGCCUCAGAGUAUCAGUUCACGGGGGCUUACUCCACAAGGCUAGAUGAACAGUGCAGUGCUAUUCCCACACGUACCAUGCAUUUUGAAAAGCACUGGCGAUUACUGGAAAGUAUGAAAGCACAGUAUGUUGCUGGGAAUGGUUUUCGCAAAGUGUCCUGUGUGUUAAGCUCAAAUCUCCGUCAUGUAAGAGUAUUUGAAAUGGACAUAGAUGAUGAAUGGGAGCUUGAUGAAUCUUCGGAUGAAGAGGAGGAAGCCAGUAAUAAGCCUGUGAAGAUAAAGGAAGAAGUGUUGUCAGAGUCAGAGGUUGAGAACCAGCAGGCCAGUGCUGCCGCAUCCGCUCCAGAGAUAGUCAUCAAAGUGGAAAAACUUGACCCUGAGCUGGACUAGCUUGCCCUGAUUUUGUAUGUCCUCAUUAUGUCAGGAAGGAUAUGGGAGAUGGGUGAAGAUGUUUUGGAUCACUUUUAAUUUUCUUUGUAUAACAAAGAAAUAAACCAUACAUUUUAUUUUUCCUUA
Molecule: messenger RNA, 2553 nt
Organism: Mustela lutreola (European mink)
Lineage: Eukaryota; Metazoa; Chordata; Mammalia; Carnivora; Mustelidae
Gene: ANAPC4
Product: anaphase promoting complex subunit 4
Exons: 28
Coding region: 4-2427 (807 amino acids)
Biological process (GO): protein K11-linked ubiquitination; anaphase-promoting complex-dependent catabolic process; positive regulation of mitotic metaphase/anaphase transition
Cellular component (GO): nuclear periphery; anaphase-promoting complex
Molecular function (GO): protein binding
Source: RefSeq, a predicted model, not a curated record